AUGAACGUUGCUGCACAAGCUGCCAAAUUUCAAAACGAAGUUCCUGGGUGGCUUGGUUCCUUGGUUCUCAAUUUUGAUGGCGAAGUUUUAUUUUCGGCUGGAGAGUUGACUGAUGAUAUCAAUUCUGCGCCUAAAUUUGUUGAACUAGCCCGGCAUCUUGGUGUCUAUAUGACUUUAGAAGGGUCCCCAACGAAUCAAGAAAACCCUUUCAAACGUUUUACUAUAAUGUGUUCUCGACAUGCCUAUGUUUUAACGGUGGUAGGUCAGGCUGUAUUUGUUGUUAAGCGUCAACUAUCUCCGUCAGAUUCUCAAGAAGAUCUAAAGGGACUUCGUUCAUCAAAUUUACCUGUUAAUGUGUGA
Rodentolepis nana is the source of this 360-nucleotide messenger RNA. The record is from the annotation of a GenBank genome assembly. NCBI's taxonomy places the organism in Eukaryota, Metazoa, Platyhelminthes, Cestoda, Cyclophyllidea, Hymenolepididae.